Nanorana parkeri is the source of this 1966-nucleotide messenger RNA. Its product is annotated as protein regulator of cytokinesis 1-like. Gene Ontology annotation, biological process: microtubule cytoskeleton organization; mitotic spindle midzone assembly. Gene Ontology annotation, cellular component: mitotic spindle midzone; spindle; cytoplasm. The transcript has 14 exons. The coding region runs from base 185 to 1915 and encodes 576 amino acids. The record is from RefSeq and is a predicted model, not a curated record. Lineage: Eukaryota; Metazoa; Chordata; Amphibia; Anura; Dicroglossidae. Gene Ontology annotation, molecular function: microtubule binding.
CCACGCGUCCCACCCUUUCCUCUAGUCGUCCAAUCACAAAGCUCACAGCGGCGGCGGUGCGAAGUUUGAAAACUACACAGAGGUCCGGUGCAAGCUACGGUGGCCGUGCUCCCGGCUUGUCAGAGGGCGCUUGUGCUGAACGUCGGUCGGAUUUGGGGGGGUCUUAUCCAAAGAAGACGGCGGCAUGUCACGUCAUGCCAGGAAGAGUGAGGUCUUGGCUUCAUCUGUCAUCUCCAGUGCAAACAAUGCACUUGCAAGGCUUAUGGAUAUCUGGGAUGGACUGGGUAUCAAAGAGGAAAUGCGACUGCAGAGAAUUGGAGAAGUGAGAAAACACAUUGAGGAGUUGUUUAACCGCAUGAUAACAGAAGAAAUUGAAAUGAAAGAUAGGAUUGAAAAAAGCGUUCAAUAUUGCAGAAGGGAAAUAAAGACACUUUGCCACGAGUUAUCAAUAGAGGACUACAAGGUGGAAGAAGGUAUGACUAUUCUUCAGAUUGAGCGAGAUCUAAGAGUGAGAUACGAGUUUCUUAUAAAACAAAAGACUGACCGUCUUGAAGAACUGAAGCUCCUACAACAAAAAGACCAGGCAUUAUGUUCUGAUCUCUGUGUUACUCCAUAUUAUAUACCAUCAGGGUGCAUACCAAGUAAUAAACAGCUGGAAGAGCUCAAAGAGCACAUCCGGGCACAGACUGAAGAAAAGAAAAAACGCCUUGAGGUCUUUUCCUCACUUAGAGCAGAAAUCCGACAGUGUUUAGAUGAAAUGGGACAAAAACCUGAAAAUUCCCUAGAGCAGGAUGCCAUCUGUGAGGAUGACGAGGCUUUUUUCCUCACACCGGAGAAUAUUAGAGCUCUUACGGUAUUAAAAGAACAGCUAGACCUCAAAAAGGAGGCACUCUUAUCAACAUUGAACUCGCUUAAAGAAAAAGUAGGGGUUUUAUGGGAUCUGUUGCAAAUUAGCAAAGAAGAGAGAGAAGCGUGUCAGAAGAUUUCUGGAAACCCUAUUUAUGAGAAAAUUAAAGUGUGGGAAAAUGAGCUUGGACGAUUGGAGGAAAUGAAGAUGGCUAAUCUGAAGCAAGUAAUCUUAAAGAUAAGACAUGAGCUAAAGACGUACUGGGAUAAUUGUUUUUAUAGCGAAGAGCAAAGAGAGGCGUUUACACCAUACUACAGUGAUGACUUCACAGAAGAACUUUUAUCAAAGCAUGAUGAAGAAAUUGUGAGAAUGAAGUUGCAGUAUGAAAAAUGCAAGCCAAUUAUUGAUGCUAUUGCCAAGUGGGAAACCAGCUGGUCUCAGUUUAUAGUUCUGGAGAAAAAGGCAUCAGAUCCCAACAGAUUCUCAAACCGUGGAGGGAGUUUACUUAAAGAGGAAAAGGAACGUGUAAAACUUCAAAAAUUACUGUCUAAGCUAGAGGAAGAUCUGAAGGCUAGGAUAGAAUUCUGGGAAGAAGAACAAGGAUGUCCGUUUUUGUUUAAAGGAAUCAAGUUUAUGGAUUAUGUUGCAAGUCAGUGGGAGACGUUCAAACAGCAGAAGGAGCGAGAAAAACAAGAUCGAACCCAGAAAAAAGAAGACACUGUACCAUUUAAGACUCCAAUCAAACGACCAGCAGGAUCAUGUACACAGAAUACUCCAAGUAACAAGACCCGGAAGCUUAAUGGAACAACAAAUGCAACAAUCUCCCGCACAAAUGUAACCACCACCUUCGAAAAACAAACACCAGCAGGAAAACCACAGCUUGCAACAAUUAAGACACCGUUGAAAACUAAAGACACACCUGUAAGAACUCCUUUGCAUGACAGUAACAAACAAACAAUUCUACUAUCCAGCCAGCCUGCCAGCUAUUCAGAAUUUAAGGAAGAGAUCUCCAAGAAGUCUACCAUUAAGGAUGCCAUGUUUAACUCCACAAUAAAUGAGAAUGUGUAAUGUUUUUGAAUUGCUACACAAAAGAUUUUACAUGGACCCAAUAAAAUGUAG